Messenger RNA from Linnemannia hyalina, 1257 nucleotides. Lineage: Eukaryota; Fungi; Mortierellomycota; Mortierellomycetes; Mortierellales; Mortierellaceae. The record is from the annotation of a GenBank genome assembly.
AUGCUCCGGAUACAUCCCCUCGAUCAACCCGAGAUUCGCUCAAUCAUUGCCAGCAAUCUUGGCCUCAAAGACCUCGCGUCCUGUGUGUGUGUGAGUCAGGAUUGGAAGGACUCGUUUACACCACCUCUCUAUAAGUCUGUCGUGAUAUCGAGACAUGGCCCCAGCAUGGAAUCUGUCGAGAGAAACAAGCACCUUAUAAAGAGCCUGAAGUUUCAGAGUUUUAUAACUGCAACCCAAUUCUCGACAUCUGCACGGAACAAAGUACUUUCCAGCAUCCUAACCAACUCGACUCUAACCACUUUGGACUUGAGAAUCAAGUUGUUCAGAUCCGACGGAACUCAGGCGCUGGCUGAGGCACUCAAGUCCAACUCAACUCUAUCCACUUUGAAAUUGAGCAGCAACUCGAUCGGAGUAAACGGAGGUCAGGCGCUGGCUGAGGCACUCAGGACCAACUCAACUCUGACCACUUUGGACUUGAGAAGCAACUCGAUCGGAGACAACGGAGCUCAGGCGCUGGCUGUGGCACUCAAGACCAACUCGACUCUGUCCGCUUUGAAAUUGAGAAGCAACUCGAUCGGAGACAACGGAGCUCAGACGCUGGCUGAGGCACUCAUGACCAACUCGACUCUGACCACCUUGAAAUUGAGAAGCAACUCGAUCGGAGACAACGGAGCCGAGGCGCUGGCUAUGGCACUCAUGACCAACUCGACUCUGACCACUUUGGAAGUGAGCGGCAACUCGAUCGGAGACAAUGGAGCUCAGGCGCUGGCUGAGGCACUCAUGACCAACUCGACGCUGAUCACUUUGAACUUGUGGCGUAACUCGAUCAGAGACAACGGAGCUCAGGCAUUGGCUAAGGCACUCAAGACCAACUCGAUUCUGACCACUUUGGACUUGAGCUUCAAUAUGAUCGGAUCCAAUGGAGCUCAGACGCUGGCUGAGGCACUCAGGACCAACUCAACUCUGACCAAUUUGGACUUGAGAAGCAACUCGAUCGGAGACAACGGAGCCGAGGCGCUGGCUAUGGCACUCAAGACCAACUCGACUCUGACCACUUUGGAGGUGAGCGGCAACUCGAUCGGAGACAACGGAGCUCAGGCGCUGGCUGAGGCACUCAAGACCAACUCGACUCUGACCAAUUUGGACUUGAGAAGCAACUCGAUCGGAGACAACGGAGCUCAGGCGCUGGCUGAGGCACUCAAGACCAAUGCGACUCUGACCACUUUGGAAUUGAGAAGCAACUCGAUCGGACACUAA